Messenger RNA from Puntigrus tetrazona (Sumatra barb), 677 nucleotides. RefSeq names its product P-selectin-like. The transcript has 4 exons. The coding region runs from base 63 to 677 and encodes 204 amino acids. Lineage: Eukaryota; Metazoa; Chordata; Actinopteri; Cypriniformes; Cyprinidae. The record is from RefSeq and is a predicted model, not a curated record.
CUUAUUAGAAUACAGCAGCAGAAAGUGUUGAUGAACAGCAGUGAGGAUCUGUGUGAGCAGUCAUGGACGGGGGUCUGUUUGUGCUGCUUCUGCUGUCAGGACUCUUCUGGAGCAGUUCUGCUCUUUCUCGUCCGUACUUCUAUAUAAAUACAGCAAUGUCGUGGCCAGAUGCUCAGAGUUACUGCAGAGAGAGAUUCACUGAUCUGGCUACUGUAGACAGCAUGGAUGACGUGAACAGGCUGGUAAAUAUAAUAGAUGCUGGAUACAGUGGAUCAGUGUGGAUUGGACUGAAGAAGGGGACACAGACACGUUGGGGUUGGUCUAAUGGAGAAAACACAUCUUCUCAGUACUAUAACUGGGCUUCAGGACAGCCAAAUGCAGAUGGAGAUUGUGUUGUUAUUUAUUCUGGAGUUUGGCAUGAUAUGGCAUAUGUAGUUAUAAGCGAUAUUUUGUAUUGCUACAAUGGACAUUCUAACACCAUGGUACUGAGUGCAAAAACUUGGAGUGACGCUCAGAGCUACUGCAGACAAUAUUACACAGACCUGGCCACCAUCCACAACUCUGAGGAAAAUAACCAGAUAACUAAGAUUAUCUUAACCGGAUGGUACAUAUGGAUUGACACUGGGCAGCGGGUGAACCAUCCCAGAGUUCAGGAUCUGGUGACUGUGCUGGCAUGA